ACAAGCAUUUUCGUCCGUCUGCGGCUGGCGCGGGGUGUAUUGUGUAGAGCUGCUCUUUUUCAUUUUUUGACUUUUCAUUAGCAUAUAUUGAUUUUGCGUGGUUGGUGUGUGGAUCAGUGGUGCGCGAAUCGAGUGGUGGUGUGGCAGUGAAUUUUUAAGAGAAAGUUUUACCUUUAAAACCUCUGAGCGCUGACGGGAGGACACGCACAGACAGCUGCAGAAUGGCGAAGACGCAGGAAAACGGCCACACCUCGCACAACGGGGUGGCCAAUGGCCACGCCACCGUUCGGUCCCGAUUCUCGGAACACCGUCAACAUCAACCACCGCUGGAGGCGAACGGGAAGAUCUCGAACGGUUUCAGCAAAUAUCAGCAAAGUGAAGAAACAGCAAACUAUGGCAAAGAACCGCCGAAGUCAUCGUACGAGCAGGUGCCACUUCACACGGCCUGCUUCACCUAUCUGGGCUUCUACUUGCUGAUGAUACUCGGUUACAUAAAUCAGUUGUUCUUCACUCCGAAGGUUGCCACCGAAAAGCACCGCGAUGGUUACGUUCCGCUGUACGAUGCAUUUGAGAAGUUCUACCUACGGUACGUGUACCGGCGGGUGAAGGAUUGCUGGAACCGGCCCAUCUGUAGCGUUCCGGGCGCCGAAGUGACGCUGAAGGAUCGCAUCACGAAAGACUACGGCUGGUCGUUCGAGUUCACCGGUACCGAAACGAGAUGCCUCAACCUGGGAUCGUACAACUAUCUCGGCUUCGCCCAGAACGAAGGCCCCUGCGCUGACGAUGCGGAACAAUCGAUUAAAACCUACGGCCUGGCGGCUUGCAGUUCACGGCGUGAAAUCGGUACCAACCCGCUGCACGUCGAGCUGGAACAGCUGACCGCGCGUUUCCUCGGCGUCGAGGAUGCCAUCGUGUUCGGCAUGGGCUUCGCCACCAAUUCGCUCAACAUUCCCACACUGAUCUCACCCGGCUGCCUGGUGGUCAGCGACGAGAAGAACCACGCUUCGAUCAUCCUCGGCCUGCGGCUGUCCGGUGCCGUCACCAAAGUGUUCAACCACAACAGUAUGAAGGACCUGGAGCGCGUGCUGGUCGAAUCGAUCACUCGCGGCCAGCCGGGUACCGGUAAACCCUGGAAGAAAAUCCUGAUCAUCGUCGAGGGCGUCUUCAGUAUGGAAGGAUCGAUCGUCAAGCUGCCGGAAAUCGUGGCACUGAAAAAGAAGUACAAAGCCUACAUCUAUCUGGAUGAGGCUCACAGCAUUGGAGCUACGGGUCCGACGGGACGUGGCGUGCUUGAUUUCUACGGGGUCGAUCCUAAUGAUAUAGACAUUCUGAUGGGAACUUUCACAAAAAGUUUCGGAUCAGCCGGAGGUUACAUCGCAGGCAAUAAGAAACUGAUAAACUUUUUAAGAGUAAACAGCCACGCUCACUGCUAUGCCAGUUCGAUGUCUCCACCGGUAACGCAGCAAAUUCUCACUUCAAUGAAAAUAAUCAUGGGCCUGGAUGGAACAUACGAGGGCAGCAAGCGAAUUGAUCAGUUGGCCCGCAACACUAGAUAUUUCCGGAAACGAUUGGCCCAGAUCGGUGUCAUCACCUACGGGCACGAAGAUUCGCCAGUCGUUCCGAUGUUGGUUUAUCUGUUCUCCAAAAUUGGGGCCGUCGUUCGGACGCUGACCGCGCGCAACAUCGCCGUCGUCGGAGUCGGCUUCCCGGCCACACCGAUCAUGGAGGGCCGCAUCCGGUUCUGCCUGUCGGCCUCGCAUACCAAAGAGCAGCUGGACUACGCGCUAACCGUAAUCGACGAGAUUAGCGACACGCUUGGGCUCAAGUAUUCGCGCAAACCGCGCGAUCUGAGACCAAUAGAAUAUUGAAAAUUUGCUUUAAAAAAUCAACCAUAUAGGCUUUACAGAUUUACUAUAUAAUAGUGCAUGCAAGCAGCGAAAAGGCCGCGAAGGAAAACCUAAGCGAAAACACAAUACCACGCAUCCCUAACACUUACCGAAAAUAGGAUAGAGAGCAAAAGUAUGCCUUAUUACAGAAUAGUUGAAAUCGAACAAAAUGCACACAUACACAAACACAAGCAAGCGCACGUGUCUAUGGUAGCGACGACUAUGUUGCCGCAUUUAUUCGCGAUAGAAAGAGAGCGCGAGAGAUAGGAGAGAAAAAGAGAGAACGAGCGAGCAAAUGGGCGAGCGAGCGAACGAGUACGCGAGGAAGAAAUUAUGCUUCCAAUUUGUAUUAUUAUUUAUGAAGUUUUUAAGUAUUGAGGAACGGUUUUGUUACAAAGUUAUUUUUCCGUUACAUUCGAUAACACUUAUUGUAAGAUAAAACAGUGCAUAGUAGAAAUCAUGGAACAUUAAUAAAAUGCUAUCUGCUUUAC
Messenger RNA from Sabethes cyaneus, 2377 nucleotides. RefSeq names its product serine palmitoyltransferase 2 (gene lace). Gene Ontology annotation, molecular function: serine C-palmitoyltransferase activity; pyridoxal phosphate binding. Gene Ontology annotation, biological process: ceramide biosynthetic process; sphingosine biosynthetic process. Gene Ontology annotation, cellular component: serine palmitoyltransferase complex. Bases 222 to 1868 code for a protein of 548 amino acids. The record is from RefSeq and is a predicted model, not a curated record. The transcript has 7 exons. Lineage: Eukaryota; Metazoa; Arthropoda; Insecta; Diptera; Culicidae.